Anthonomus grandis grandis is the source of this 1439-nucleotide messenger RNA. RefSeq names its product protein TFG-like. The coding region runs from base 123 to 1157 and encodes 344 amino acids. Lineage: Eukaryota; Metazoa; Arthropoda; Insecta; Coleoptera; Curculionidae. The transcript is spliced from 6 exons. The record is from RefSeq and is a predicted model, not a curated record. Gene Ontology annotation, cellular component: endoplasmic reticulum exit site. Gene Ontology annotation, molecular function: identical protein binding. Gene Ontology annotation, biological process: COPII vesicle coat assembly; endoplasmic reticulum to Golgi vesicle-mediated transport.
GCCCGGUCCAUUUUGACAGGAGAAGAUAGCUAAACGUUGGCUUUAUGUUUGAUGUUUUUCUGAAGUUUUAGCACUUUUAAUUCUCAUUUUCAAGGAAUUCCGGCUUCUUAUUCCUGUUUUUAAUGAGAAAACGGCUUCAAAGCGACGGGGACAAAAUGGACAUGAAGACUGACCUGGAUCUAAGCGGUAAAUUAAUAAUUAAAGUUCAGUUCGGUGACGAUAUUCGCAGGUUUCCUAUACACAACGAUGCUAUAACAUACGAUGAACUAGUUUUAAUGAUGCAACGAGUUUUCAGAGGAAAAUUAACGGCAAACGACGAUAUUACCCUUAAGUACAAAGAUGAAGAUGGUGAUUAUGUAACAAUAACUGACUGCACAGAUCUUAGUUUUGCCAUUCAAUGUAGUAGAAUAUUAUCCUUACAAGUAUUGCUCAAUUCAGAGGUGAAAAACAAAACCGAUGUAAUAUCUUCCACAGAAGUAUCAAAUUUGAAAAACCAAAUAUGCACUAUCAGAGAUCAAGUCACCAAAUUACUUGACUACUUUGAUACCAUUAAGACUGUUAAGCCUGCUCUCAAACAGGAGUCGACUGAAUCUGCACUGGAUACGAAUACUUCAAGCAAUACUAUAAACAAAGUUAAUUCAAAUGAGUUUGACCCCCUACUGGAUAAACAUCAGAAAAAUGGGACUGAAGAACAAAAGGAGUCCUCUAAGCCCUCUACUCCACAGGUGCCCAAUGAAGGCUCAAAUUCGCGACCUCAGUCUGCGUCAAUGCUAUCUCAACAUCAACAGCAGCAGCAACAACAACAGCAGCCAGUGGCCACAUCUGCAGCUGGCAGUCCUCACAUGAGCGAUUACUUCGCAAGAAGUUCCUUGGGCCUGGGAUAUCCUCCAGGAUUGUCCGGCUAUACCCAACAGUCCCCCUAUAACUUUCCGUCAACUGGCCGAUACGUUCCCCAAGUGAUGGACAGUUCCCAAGUAGCAAAUUCAAACGCGUUUACAAACCCACCCCAAGGUAGCAUACCGUAUCCCACGCAACAAUACGGGCACCCGCCGGGAGGAGUGGUCUAUCCGCCCGGUCAGGCCAACCCCUACUCUAAGGCUUUUUCUCAGCAGUCCAACCCUCAGCAACACGGAGGUUAUAUGCCACCACGUCAAUAAGUCUGUCACGUUUAUUUUUUUUUUUAAUUAACUAUUUAAGGUUUAAAUUUACUAACUGCUCUAAGAAUUAGUAUAUGAAAAUGGAUGGUAACCAAGUGAGAUUCAAAUUUUUGUUUAACAAUUAAAAAAAAGUAUAGUACCGAAUUUGCACUUGGUAAGAGGCGAUUAAUAAUUCUCUUUUAAUAUACUUUUUCUAAUAUGUAUGCGUACGCUAGUCUUCAUAGCUGCUUUUAAUUCAAAAUAUUUAUCGUCUUAUGUUAAAAUAGAAUACCUUUUUUUUAA